GUUCUGCUCCGGGCACCUCUGUGAGCUGAAGGGGGCGGGAGCUGCAGCCUUGAAGUAAGAAAAGGAAGAAGGGAAAGGAGCGGGGAGAGGGUGAGCGGUGCCGGAUAGCGGGGCGCGGUGGGCUGAGCCUCGCUGGGGACCGCGGGUUCGUUCGAGGAGGAGGAGGCGGGAGAGGAUGCGGCGGGGCAGGGAUGCUGCGCCUAAACCCCCUUCUGCCUGAGGAGAACAACACCAUCCUCCGAGGGGAAGGACGAAAGUGGGGAGAAGGCGGCCGAGCUCGCACAGAGCCUGCUGAGCUCUUCCGAGGACUGCCCGCCUGACACCCCAGCAAAGUUUCCGGACCUCGGUGACGAGAGGGGAGGAGGGAUGUGAGAUCCUUCUCCUCCCAGCGCACAGCUGGGCUUCCACCCCUGGCAUUGCUGGGACUAGCCAUGGCUUUGUCAUCCCGGACCGAAGGGUGAAGGGGAGACCCGGGGCACCCGUUCUCCCCAUCGCUUUCCCUGGCUCCACGUUCCAGCCCAGGGAUUUCCAGGCAGCAGGAGACCGGAGCUAGCCUUCUCAUCACAGCAUACACCCCGUGAGGAUUGAAGUGACCACUGAGACCCAUCUCAACAUGUUCAGCGAAAAGAGCAGCGCCUCUUUGUCCCAAAAACCCAUCCAGAAAAAGACUCGACCCCAGGGCCUCCCCUCCCCUGCUCUCUGCUGCGCUUGUGGACUUUGCAUCAUGCUGGCAGGGAUCAACAUCACUUUAGUGGGAGCAUUUGCCUUUGGGACCUUCCUCCCUGUGAACAACCCUCCCAUCAUCAUUGGACCCAUCCUGUUGGUGGUGGCCUUCACGUUCUUCGGUGCCUGCUGCAUCUGCAGCCGGAGGCCCCCCGCUCAUGGGGCCAGGAAAUCCAAACCAGGUUCCAACAUUGGGCUCAUCAAACCUGGCAACACAGCCUUUGAAAUUGAAACUAGUGAGCACACGGUGCAGGACACCACUGCUGUUCAGCUGAGCCCCACAAAUUCCCCCAUCUCCUCCAAAAAGUCCACACCGGUUCAUGAGAACGCCAAGACUUGCAAACUCUUCACCAUGGAAGGCAACGGGCCAGUGGCCAAAUACACCACAGGAGGAGAGGCCAUACAGCUCAACUUGCCCAGGGACAUGGCUGCAUCCUAAACCCAGGCAGAGCUUUUGUCAGCAGCCAGCCAAACACUGCAGUGGGUGGGCUGGAAAACCCUGGUGUACCAUCAGUCAGAGGUGUGGGGAAGGUGCUUGUGAGAAGCCAGUAGACAGUCAGGUCUCUCUGGACCAAUUUAAGGGAGGAGGAUGCAACAGCUGAAAAAAAAAAACAAACAGAUUUUUGCUGAAACAUGACCAUUAUUUGUUUUUAAAAGAAAACUGAUAAUGAUGUUGCCUUGAAAAGAUGACUCUGAGUUCCUGGAAAUACACUGCCUUUUUUGGGGGAGCAGAUAGGAGGAGGGGAAUGAAUUAAUUUGUCCAGUAUAACGUGGAAAUGUGAUGGUUGGAAGAGGAGGCUACAUGGGACUGACAAAUGACAGAUCUUUCUUCUCGGAAGUGAAGCAAUUCUUGGGCAUAAAAGAAGCAGGAAUGCAGUAAAUUACAGCUUGCUGCUACUCAGUCACAAGAUGAUUUGAGCAUUUUUAGUGCCAGACUUUUUGACAGUAGGGACAAAGCUAUGUGUUUGCUAUUGGAAAAGCAUUGUGAAACAAUCCCCCCCUGUUGAAAAUCCUUGCAACAUCUUGCCUUCGUUUGGGUGAUUUUACCACCCAUUCUAAGAGAAGGAAUCACAAGGAUCACAAUUAGCCUUGAUGUUUUCCUCUUUUGUUAAUGAGUUUGAGCUGCAGCUGUGCUACUCCACGAAGUAUUUAUUUUGGAAGGUCAGGCAGGCUGAAUCCUGGAGUAACCAGAGACUAACAGGAACCUGGAAGUGAAAUUUUUGGGCAAUGAUUAUGUACUGAGCACUAGGCAACUUCCUUCCCAUAUUCUUGUGGAAGGCUGGCCUGGGACACAUAUCACCUUGGGGCAGCGAGUAGAUAACUGUGUGGGCUUCAGUAUAGCUGUGCUGGAAGAUGGUGAGAGGAUCUCAUUCCCUGAAGUGACUGUGGGAUCCUUUACAAGGAGUGGAUCUCCUUGCUGCAGGAAACGGGAUGUUCAGUGUACUCGUGGUCUUUGAAAAGCAAUGGGAUGAGCUUGCAGAUGGGAACUUACUGAGAGCUGUUCUAAACAGAGACACCCCCUCUGCCCUGGAAAGACCCCAAUCUGAUGAAUUAGUGCUGCAAAGGAUUUGUGUUGUGACAGGACCGCAAGCAGAGCUCUGCAUGACCAGGCUGUGAGAGCCACAUGACUGGUGUGCUGGUUAAGCGAGGGCACGUGUGGUCAUGGGGGAGCUGCAGAGAAGCGCCUCAGUGCUGUGCAGUCCAUGCAUGUGGUGUCCUGGUUGCUCUGGGCAGCCACCGUGCAGCUGAUGACCCCUUCGUGAACUUGGGUAGGAUAAGGUGGGACUGAAAAAUUCCUUCAUGAAAGGUGACUGAACACUCAGUCCUAAUGUGGG
Molecule: messenger RNA, 2558 nt
Organism: Empidonax traillii (willow flycatcher)
Lineage: Eukaryota; Metazoa; Chordata; Aves; Passeriformes; Tyrannidae
Gene: TMEM275
Product: transmembrane protein 275
Exons: 2
Coding region: 614-1162 (182 amino acids)
Source: RefSeq, a predicted model, not a curated record